Molecule: messenger RNA, 2325 nt
Organism: Pseudozyma flocculosa PF-1
Lineage: Eukaryota; Fungi; Basidiomycota; Ustilaginomycetes; Ustilaginales; Ustilaginaceae
Exons: 6
Coding region: 1-2325 (774 amino acids)
Biological process (GO): protein phosphorylation
Molecular function (GO): ATP binding; protein kinase activity
Source: RefSeq, a predicted model, not a curated record
AUGGACCUCAUCCCAGCCCAUCGGCCGCACGAGUUGCAGGUCAUCCUCCGAACCCGCGACCAUGCCGCCCUCUACGACCCCUCGUCCAACUCGCUGUCCAUGCAGUCGAGACUCCCUCUUUCCAGCACUUAUUCGCAGAGCUCGGCGUUGGCGCGUGUACGCCAAGGCAGCGCCGGACAGCAGGCCAUCCCCUUCUACCCUCCCUCGACCGCUCAUCCAGCCUUGUCCGACGGUGCGGAAAGCGACAACGACGAUGGCGCAGCUCCCAUCGUUCCUCAGUCAGUGCUCUGUCCAGCCUGCCUGCGGCCGCUGCCCACCAGUCCCCCCAUCGAGGAUGCUGGACAUGCAGAUCGGUUCGACAGGGACACGCCGGCCUACAUUGCACCCAACUACUUCCGCCUCCUAGCUCAGGCCUCGUCGGUCCCGGGCAACGGCACCGAUACCCGCCCUCCGUCACCCCCACUGGGCCACCGCCGGUUUGUCGACAGCGGAGACAGCUCGCGCUGCGCAACGCCCGAAAUCGACGCGGGCUACACAUCGCCCCGGGGCUCUGGCGCCUCAGCCUCGGGCUCUCAGCCGCUGGGUCCUGGCACAGAGGCCGACGGCUACUAUGCGAGGUUCUUUGUCGAGAUCAAGAAGCUGGGAAGGGGAGCUCGAGGCACCGUCUUCCUCUGCCAGCACGUCCUCAACGGCAACAAGCUCGGCCGGUACGCCAUCAAAAAGAUCCCCGUAGGCGACCACGCCGAGAGUUUGCUCAAGUCUCUCAACGAGGUCCACCUCAUGGAGUCACUGCACCACCCGCACCUCAUCCACUACCAGCACGCAUGGAUCGAGAGCUGCCAGGUCAGCGCUUUUGCGCCCCGCGUGCCGACGCUUCACGUCCUCAUGAUGGCGGCCAACGGCGGCAGUCUCGCCGACUGGGUCUCGGCGAGAUCCGGUGAAGCUGCCAACGCGUCUCCGCGUCCGAGCAAUGCCAACAGCCCGGCUGCGUCCGGAAGGGGGGCUACCGCCGGCGGAGAGAGCAGCAACCGAUCCUCUGCCCAGCCGAGUCGUGCGAGGCUUGAGAAGCUGAAGGCGGCGGUCCGACAGCGUCGAGCUCAGAGGGAGGCGGCACAGGUGGGCGGCGAUCAGAGGAGUGCGGCGGCCAUUGGUGCGAAUACGGUGCUUCCAGCGUCCUUUGCGAGCGGCGUUGAUUCCGGUGUUGGCGUCCACCUGCUUCGAGACGACGAGAUCUACAGCCUGAUGCACGACAUGACGAGCGGCCUGGGCUUUCUGCACGAUCGCGGCAUCCUCCACCUCGACAUCAAGCCGGGCAACGUGCUGCUGCACUGGGACGAUGACGCGCUCAUCCCGCGGGCGAUGCUGAGCGACUUUGGAUCCAGCAUGCUGCUCCACGACAACUGGACGCGGCAGCGCUCUGGUCACACGGGGACGAUGGAGUACAUGUCGCCAGAGACGCUCACGACGGAUCCUUCGACGGGCAAGCUGAGCGAGCUUUCCAGCAAGGCCGACAUCUGGUCACUUGGCAUGAUCUUGCACCUGCUGCUCUUCUUCCACCUGCCUUACUCGCAGGUAGAUGACGUCGACCGCCUGCGCGACGAGAUGCUAGCCUACCGCGGCUUCAACCGCGCUUCCAUGAGCUCGCAGGGUACAGCGCUGCGGCGGCAACGCCCUGCCAAGCUAAUCAGGCUCCUCGAAAGGUUGCUCAAUCUGGAUCCGGCCAAGCGGCCAAACUGCCACGAGAUCUUGCAGAUCCUGGCGUCGGGCCCAGAGCCUGCCGACGAGGACGCAGCGGCGGAAUUGCUUGCGCUGUACCGUCGUCGAUCGCCCUUUGAGGAGUGGUCGCCGUCAAGCCCGACCGAGAGCGGAGGGGACAGGGUCGGCGCGCCUGCGGCGCCCGUGUCGCGCUUGCCACGACGACUCAGUCUGGGGCCGGGGCCCGAGGGAGUGAGCAGCCGGUCGGGCUCCGGCUUGAUGCUGCGCCGCAUCCGACAGAGGGGCGCUCAGUCGCAGCUCGGCGACGCCAUCGCCGAUGCCAUCUGGAUCGCCACGGGCAUCGAGCUGGAUCCCAUCUUCGUCCGGAUCUUGCUCGCUGUCGUCCUCUGCGUCGGAAAGUGCCUGAGCCUCGACCUCGUCUGCUUCCGCCACGGGGAGCGUGCAGCGGUAGCCACGUGGUACCCCGUCUUCACCCUGGCGCUGAGCGAUGUCGCCGUAUCGGCGAUAUCGAAACCGUACUCGCUCGACCUGGCCAUUACCUCGACGCUGCUCUCGCUCCACAUCGCCCUGCUCCUCUCCGCCCGCUCGGUUCUCUGCGUCACCGUCUAA